Messenger RNA from Oncorhynchus gorbuscha (pink salmon), 3917 nucleotides. Its product is annotated as syntaphilin-like. The coding region runs from base 1111 to 2700 and encodes 529 amino acids. The record is from RefSeq and is a predicted model, not a curated record. Gene Ontology annotation, biological process: neuron differentiation. The transcript has 11 exons. Lineage: Eukaryota; Metazoa; Chordata; Actinopteri; Salmoniformes; Salmonidae. Gene Ontology annotation, cellular component: cytoplasmic microtubule; mitochondrion.
ACCCUGCAUUGCAGGUCGUCCAGACUCUCCUACAUCUGUACCCAUGGAGGAGGAUCGCCCUGUCCUGAAUGAGACAACACCUGUCCUGAAUGAGACAACACCUGUCCUGAAUGAGACGACUCUGUUGGUCAAUGAGGAGGAGGGCUUCGCUCUGGAGCCUGUCGCUGUGACUCAAACUCGAACAUUGGAGUUAAAGUUUGUCCUUAGCGACCUUAGAGAGGAAGAAGGGGAAGAGGAGAAGGAGACUGGUGGUGGACCAGGCCAAGGAGCUGUCCAACCAGGCCAUCAGGGAGCAGCUCACUGACUACUCAGAUCUCACCGCCCCACUGGACAUAGCUCCACCAACUCAUGCAAUGGAAAGAGAGUGGAGGGGUGGACAUUCUCUUCAGUCACCUCUGUGCCCAUGUCAUUCAUCCACACCUUCAACAGCUCUAGUCCAGUGAUGUGUUUCGGGGGAAAACCGAUCGAGUGGGCAAUGAAGAUGACCGUGAAGAGAUGAGACAGGAGAGACAUGAGGUGGAAAGCGACGUGAGCGACCUGCCCAGUGAGUUCAGUGUCCUGCAUGAGACUAUGGAUCCUGAGAGAAUGGGACACAAUGUGGAGCUCACUCCUCUGCACCACAAUGGGACUGACAACCCACCUGAGGAUGUCUGGGACACAGUACAUGAUGAGAGUAGAUUUGAGGUUUCUCACCCUGAGCUUCCUUCGGAGGAUUCCAUGCAUGUUCAUCCUGCUGGAAUGGACAGGGAAACUCCAUCGAAUGUGACAUGGCACACACAGUCUGGUGGACAGCCAGGAUGACUUUGAGGAGAGGAGGAUGACCAGCCGAGCUCAGAAACUACUAAACGCUCUCAAAAUUCAGAGCAGCAGAAGCAACGCCAUGUUCAGCCUGCAGAUGCUGUGUGAGAGGAACAGUCGCUCCCAGGCCUCGGCUACCUUCUUUUGCCUCCUGGUGCUGAAGAAACAGCAGGCCCUGGACCUGCACCAGAGCGAGCCUUAUGUUGACAUUAUAGCCACACCUGGACUCAGGUUCUAAGAGUCCAACUGUAAGCCAUCUUCCUAGACUUCAUCUUGGAGCCAGCAGCAGAGAGAUAGUGGUGGUCCACACCCAUGUCACUCCCUCCCAGUCGGAAGCCCUCUGCAGGUCAGCGCAGGCGGUCAGUGGCUACGAGCAGUGGGCGCCAUUCCCAUAGCAAUGCCUCCAAUACCAACACUUACCCCACCAACACUUAUCCUGGCAGGGCUAGUGAGGGCAGUCCUACAGCCCGGACAUACCCUGGCACACCCAGGUGUCAGACGAAGCACACCACCUGCAGUGAUAACCAUGGGAUCCGUCCCCCCACACCAGAGCAGUACCUCACACCCCUGCAGCAGAAGGAGGUGUGUAUCAGACACCUGCGAGCCAGGCUAAGGGAGAAUGUUGAGAUACUGCAGCACAGGGACAGUGAGAUAACUGAGAUGAGGACCCAGCUGUGUCGGAUGCAAGAGGACUGGAUAGAGGAGGAGUGUCAUCGUGUGGAGGCCCAGCUUGCUCUAAAGGAGGCGCGCAGGGAGAUCCAGCACCUACAUGAGGUUGUGGAGACAGUACGAUCAAAUCUCGGCACCCCAGAAAAAUCCCCCCACAACCAAAAGCCAUACCUUUCACCACAGGGACCCAGACCAGUCAAGUCCCGCUCAUGUGGUUGCUCCCCAGCCAGCACCCUGAACCGCAGCACCACCUACACCCGGCUGAGCAGUGAGGGCCUGCAUCUGGACUGCAACGGAAAUGUCCCAGGGCCUGACCUGCGUGCAGCGGCACGGGCAGAAGGGGGACGGACCCACCUGCUCCUGGAAGCAGCCCUUCUGUCAGAACAAAACCCAGUCGGCUCCGCCCGUGGCCCCUUCUUCUCUACCAUGCCACACUCCUCCACCUACGAGAGACUGUACAGCGGGGGGGCUGUCCUGCCCGUCUCCCACUCCUGCCAUUCCCUAGGUAACAGCUGCAGGUGCAGCGGACACACCUGCCUCCCGCAUCACCACCUCUUCCUGCACCUCCCUCAGGAGGAGCCCCCGGCUGCAAUGGCAGCGGCUGCUGCUGCCCCCGUGACAGAUGUGAAACCAGAGGUCCGAUCCCAGGCCUGCAGCCCCACCAUGACCUGGGUCUCAGAGGAAGGAGGGGGAGAAGAGCUAAGCAUCAUCUCCCUGGCAACAACCGACAUCACCCCAGCCUACUCUGAACAACAACCGUUUCCUCCCUUCUUGUCUUCCUCCCCUCCUCCCCAGCUCUCCUACAACCUAGAACCGCUGCCUCCAGAUGGCCCAGUGGAGAUGACAGUAAUGCCAACAGUGACCCAAACCUGCCAGCCCAAGCCUGUGUCAUUGUAUUCACUAGAGAGGCAAGGGAGCGUGACAGUGGUGGAGAAGGAGGAGGCUGUUAAAGUUGAAGGUGAAAUUGUUGUGGAAGGGGAAGAGGGGGAGGAGGGGGCUCCCCAGCGGAACUUCUGGAGCCGAUACUUCCUGGUGGACCUGUUGGCGGUGGCCAUGCCGGUAGUGCCGACAGUGGCCUGGCUGUGCCAUGGGGCCCCCCGGGAGGUCAUGCCUGUCUACCACAUUGGCUCUCUGCUACGGGGUUGCUGCGCUGUGGCCCUUCACUCUCUGCGACGCAGGGGAUGUGGUCGGGGUCAUGAACCCACAAGCAUGAAUGGGGCGACCGAUAUCUGACAACUUUACUCUUUAGCCCCCUGACUCCCCUCACAGUAACCAUGCAACCCCAACCUCUUACGAGCCACAGCCACGAAGGCAAUUAUACCGACUUUGAUUUGGACUUAAACUCCUAUUGCUUUUUAUUCUCCACCCACCACGUCUGAUUUGAGGAUGAACUUGAGAUUUACAUUAUCCGAUUGUAUUGCAGUUGACCUUUGUGAAUUUUGUUUAUUGGUUACAGCAGACAGGAAUUAGGCUAAUUGUAUAGUUCAAGCCUGUUUCUGUUAGAUUUGUAAUCAUGCCUUGCUAUCAAAGAAAAUCUAAUGCAAUAGUGAUUUGAUGGGGAAUGCAUGAGCCUGCUUAAAUUGACUUGACACCGGUCUACAGUGUCUCCCGUAACUGUACAUUGCAUGUAACCCUGAGAAAUGUUCAGCCUUUUGCCAUUACCUCACUUUAAAUAGACUUGCUACAUUUGAACCUUGAAGACUUUGAUGUAUGCUCCAUUAAUCUUCUAGUGUUGUCUUUGAAAUUGGGGUGAAUAUGGUUCAUCUUGUUAAACAUCAGCAACAUUUUAUUUUAGUUUCUGGAGCUAAGUGAAUGAGGGAUCUGAGUAGGAGUUCUAGUUGAAUGUCUUUGAAUUAUAUUUUUUUCUCAAGAAAAUAGAGGAUAGAAAAAUACACGUUUGCACAACUACUGAGAGAUGGAGAAUCUAUUACAUUUCAGGGAUCCAAAGUUUUUCUGGUUUCAUUACUUUUUAUUUAUAGUCCAAGGAUAAGAUAAACAUUCUGAAUAAGACUAGCACUGUCACUAUCCAUGCAAAUGCUGAAUGCCAGUCAUAAAAAAUGCUAGCUAGGUAUUUGUUAAGGCACAUAUACCAUUUACUAAAUUUCGCAAUUUACGAUAUUAAGAAUAUGAUCAAUAGUUAGCCUAGAUAUUUGUUUCAAACAUUGCACUUUUUUCCCCACCUUUGGGACUAUACUGUACUACUUUAAGUUUGUAGUGGCUUUGCAUGUCAAACAUUAACCAUGCCAGUCUUCUUUUGAGCCACAUUGUGCCGCUAAAGCUACAUUACCGACAAUUAUUCAAAUUCAGUAGUCAAUAUCAAUGAGAAAAAGCAAUGAUGGGAUGUCUUUACUUGGGUUGAUAAAUUGCACAAAAAGCUAUAGAAUGCAAAGUGUAAAUAGCUCUGGAUGUAUUUCCUCUUCCCUUUGAAAAUAAACUGAAAGUUGCCUUUG